Molecule: messenger RNA, 1423 nt
Organism: Marasmius oreades (fairy-ring Marasmius)
Lineage: Eukaryota; Fungi; Basidiomycota; Agaricomycetes; Agaricales; Marasmiaceae
Exons: 3
Coding region: 101-517 (138 amino acids)
Source: RefSeq, a predicted model, not a curated record
GCAGCUGCCGACGAACGCUACCUCACAUCCCUUUGCAACUCAACAUCAACUCUUCGAUACCUGUGAUAAGGGAGCGGUACGGGAAGCGCAAAGCGAGGAUAUGGCCUGCUUUGGUGCAGAGGCACAUCUGCGUGUCGAUAGUCGGCGUCGAGUUCUGCCCGAAGACGCAAUUACAGCAGUAGUGGAAUUUGUGGUUCUGAAGUUGCGCGAUGGUCGAAGUUUGCGGGAGAUAGAGCAAAAUUGCACACUUUUUGAGUACAAGGAGGCCGAACUACUCAAUCUGCAUACUCAGUUUCCAAAACUUAUCGGUCAGGUAGCAUGCCAGGUAGGGCGUCCCAUAAGCCCCAUCGGUCGAGCAAUUCACCUCCCAAUGGAUUCAUAUCAUUGCGUAGUCCGCUAUUUUGCCAUUUACAACCCUCCGCAUCCGGAAGCUUCCGAACAAGACUCCUGCAAUACUCGCCAACCAGAGGUCGGCACCUCGGGCAGAGACGUCGACAGCGACGGUCGAAAGAACUGACGUCUUUACGGUGGUUAGGAAUCACACUCGAUAUGCAAGUGCAUUCUCUCCGUAUAAAACCUAGCACAGCACGAAGCUAAUGGGAAUGGGAUCAAACAAAGUCGAUGUCUUUGAAAUCUUUCGAAUAUGAGGAAUAUGAGGAAAACGAAACCUGGGUAGAUGAAACCGAAGGAUUCAAGCUAUGUAGCGAUACCGAUUCGGACUACAUAUCCGCCGGACCUUGAGAAUAAUACAAAGUGGAUGGUUAAUUAGGGCCACUCCGAACUUGGACCCCACCCUUUCCCCAACCAAACUUGAAACACCGACCAGACACGUCCAACAAAUGUACUUACAAACAAAUCCACGGUCCAAGACGCCGCUGUUAGCGAGUGUAGCAAAGUCUAGACAUCUUCAAUGGCAAGUCGUCGCCUUUGAUUUCUGUCGCCAGUGUCUCUCGCUUGGCUCGCUCUUCCUCCUGCCUAAGCAUCACGUUGUCGGCAGCGUCUGUACACUCCUUAUUAGUAUACCCAUUCUAAAAUAUUAUCGUGCCUGGCGUUAUCGUGAAUGAACGCAACUUCCUCUGAACUCCGAUCUUCUCGUUCGCUAUCCGAGAUAGUUCCUUGUAUUCCUCCUUACUACAUUCCUUCUCCACUUCUUCUGCAUCGUCCGUGCAUGUAUCUUCUAAUUCGGAUGAAGAGGCGGCAGAUGCGCUAGGAGUUUUCGAACAGUGAAUGCAUAGACAAAAUGUCUUCCGCCCCACGUCGUAUUCGCAUUUGAGUCUGGUAUUAGGCAUAGGUAGGAAACGACUAUGUCGCACUUGCGUAAAACCUUCAGCGGCGCGACAAGUUCCUCCUGGAGUUGAAGUGUGAUGAUAGUUGGGAAUGUUGAUGCGGUGCAACAUGAUAACUAUGAGGGAAUGGGCAAAAG